ACAGGGAGUUAGUGUUUGCAAAGCUGUGUGGAGAGAAGGUAUCUUAUUCCUCUCUAACAUCAUCUACACUUUGCAUCUGUUUCUGUUAGUCUGUUUUUACCCCCUCUAUAUUCUGACCUGAAAGACCUGGAAGCAGCUCUGCUCAGAAGGGAAGACUUAAUCAGGUUUAUGUAUUCAAAAGGUUAUGAAGACAGUAUGGAGUUUCCAGAACACAGCAGACAUUUACUACAAUGUUUAAGUGAGCAGAGGCAUCAAGGUUUUCUUUGUGACUGCACAGUUCUUGUAGGGGAUGCCCAUUUCCGAGCCCAUAGAGCCGUGCUAGCUUCAUGCAGCAUGUAUUUUCACCUCUUUUAUAAGGAUCAGCUAGACAAAAGAGACCUUGUUCAUUUGAACAGUGACAUUGUUACAGCUCCCGCAUUUGCACUCCUGCUUGAAUUCAUGUAUGAGGGGAAACUCCAGUUCAAAGAUCUACCCGUUGAAGAUGUGCUUGCAGCUGCCAGCUAUCUCCACAUGUAUGACAUUGUCAAAGUAUGCAAAAAGAAGCUGAAACAGAAAUCUACUUCAGAAACAGAUAGCACUAAAAAGGAAGAAGACACUUCAAGUUGUUCAGACAAAAUAGAAAGCCUGUCAGAUGGCAGUAGUCAUAUGGCAGGUGAUUUGCCCAGUGAUGAGGAUGAUGGUGAAGUAGAAAAAUUAAACAUUUUGCCUGGUAAAGAUAGUUUAUCAGCUGAGUCAGGAAACAUUUGGUUAAGAUUGCCCUCAGAUUCAACAAGUAUUGCUCAGACCGGUAGAGAGGCUGAAGCACAUACAGUAUCAGCUGGAAAAACAGCAGCCAGCCCCUGCAGUUCUAUGGGUUCAUUGUCACAGAGGUCUACCCUUUCGGUGAGGGAUUCAGCAGAACUAGACUGCGUGCUGGACCUGUCUGUGAAAUCCAGUCUAUCUGGAACUGAAACUGUGAAUAGUUCCUAUCUUUCGCCACAGGAUAGUCUGAGAAAUUGUGCAGCUCAGGUGAAAUUAGAAAAAGAAGCUUCAUGUGAUGCGAAUGAGACCACUGAGUAUAACAUGGAAGAAAGCACUGUGAAAGAUAAUAUAAGCACUACUAUCAGGACAACGUACGACCCUGUCCAUAUGGCCUCAAUAAGGGAAGAUUCCGUCUUAAGGGAGUUGGAUCAUGCUGAAAAAGUAAGCGAUGAUGAAAUGAUAAUUCCAGAUAAUGAGAGGGUUCCAAUGGAUGGUAGUAUGGAGAGCAGUUUGCUACCUUAUGUGUCAAAUAUUCUGAGCUCUGCUGGACAAAUUUUUAUGUGUCCUCUCUGCAACAAAGUUUUUCCUAGUCCUCAUAUUCUCCAAAUCCAUUUAAGCACACAUUUUCGGGAGCAAGAUGGCAUCCGUAGCAAACCUGCCAACGAUGUCCACGUCCCUACCUGCUCUUUGUGUGGUAAGACAUUUUCUUGCAUGUAUACACUUAAGCGGCAUGAAAGAACUCAUUCAGGAGAAAAACCUUUUACUUGUACUCAGUGUGGAAAGAGCUUCCAGUACUCCCACAAUCUGAGCCGACAUGCUGUUGUUCAUACACGGGAAAAACCUCAUGCCUGUAAGUGGUGUGAGAGGAGGUUCACACAGUCAGGAGACCUUUACAGGCACAUACGAAAGUUUCAUUGUGAACUGGUAAACUCUUUAUCCGUCAAAAGUGAAACCUUGAGCUUGCCUGCAGUGAGAGACUGGACCUUAGAAGACAGCUCUCAAGAACUUUGGAAAUAAAUACAUUUUGUGUAUUUCUACAUAUCUGUGACCUAGGUUGUGUUAUUUAUAUGAGAGAAUUAUAGAUGUGUCUUUAAGGAUAUAUGGAAUAUUGAAGGGAUUAUAGAUGUGUCUAUUACGGGAAUCUAGAGUAAUUUGUGUUAAAAAAAAAAAAACAUCAACUUCUCUAUAUGUUUAUGUAAUAAAUUAAAUAUUAGUUUUGCACUUUAGGAGGAAUUCUUUCAUGUUCACUACUGGUCAUUACACUGUACCAUAAUAAUAAUUUAAAAGGUGUAGCAAUUUACGUGUCAGAGAAGGAGCUCUGGCAGUACUAUUUUUUUUUAUAUAUUUUAAUUUGUUAGAAUACUCAGUUUGUGUUGUUAUGCUUUGCCUAACAUCAUAAUUCAUGUAGCAGCUAAAGAAACUACAGGCACUUAAAGAGCUUGGUAUUUUCAUUGUCACGCUGUUAUUACUUUCCUUUCUUCUUUGUCACAUUAAAUAUUUACAUGCAACUCUUACGGUUGGUGUACAAUCUUAACUUUAACGUUAAUUGAGUAUAUGUGUGUUUUAUUUGGAAUAAAAAGAUGUUGAUAGAUGCGUGACAUGAGGUUUAAAUUUAUAAUAAAUGAAAGGAUUUCAGAUUAUCAGAUAGGUCUUCUAACUAAUUUUAAAUACUAAAGAAAUUCCCAAGCAUCUUUCUUGUAUUAUGUGAAAUAAAUGUACCUGUUAAAUUGCAAGGAAGGUUAUAGGGCGAAAAUCAAA
This is a messenger RNA of Spea bombifrons (plains spadefoot toad), 2499 nucleotides long. RefSeq names its product zinc finger and BTB domain containing 18 (gene ZBTB18). NCBI's taxonomy places the organism in Eukaryota, Metazoa, Chordata, Amphibia, Anura, Pelobatidae. The record is from RefSeq and is a predicted model, not a curated record. Gene Ontology annotation, biological process: regulation of transcription by RNA polymerase II. The transcript is spliced from 2 exons. Gene Ontology annotation, molecular function: protein binding; DNA-binding transcription factor activity, RNA polymerase II-specific; RNA polymerase II cis-regulatory region sequence-specific DNA binding. Gene Ontology annotation, cellular component: nucleus. Bases 169 to 1758 code for a protein of 529 amino acids.